AUGGUGCUGGAAUACCCGAUCCAUCUUGGACUGGCUUACCUUCUCUUGGGAGGCUACCUCGCCAGCCGCAUUUUCUGGGCACUGCACUUGCCAGCUGCCGUCGGAAUCAUUGCGAGUGGCUUCCUGUUCUCCCAUUUCAUUCAGUUCGACAUCCUCCAGGGCCGCGAUCAUCUGCAAGCUCUGUCCUUCUUCCUUGUGCUCCUGACAGCAGGCUUUGAGCUACAAAUAACUGACCUUCGCCCCGAGACGUUUGUUUUCGCGUUCCUCCCUGUUACACUGGAGUUGAUCGGAAUCGCGGCCUGCGCGCAGCUCAUCCUGCACUUCUCGCUGGUGGAGGGCCUCGUUUUGGGUGCCACGCUAGCCUGCUUGGGAGAUGGCCUGGUCAUUCCCAAAAUGAUCGAGAUCAAGAGCCGCGAGGAGUUUGAAAACUCCCCGAUGCCAAGGUUGGUCUUCACAGCAGCGCCGUUGGAGGCAUCCUAUGUCCUCACCAUCUACGGGGUUCUGGAAGGGCUGGCUACGGCAGAGCAUCAGGAAGCGAGUGGGAUCUGGUCGAUCGUUUUCGCUAAUCUCUUGCGCAUCGCUGCCACCUUGCUGUGUGGCUCGAUGCUUGGCUACGGUGCUGGGGUCUUCAUCAGCAAGGGCCGAGGUAAUGAGUCCUGGUUUGCUGGCACCUGGCUCCAACCCAUAUGUGAAACAUGGCUACCACACUUGGCCCCCGUGAAGCUCUUUAGGCAGAGCGACGUGGAGGCAUACCUGAUGAUCCUCAGCGUUGCCUUGCUUGGCUUCGGAAUUGGCUCGAUGAGCGUUGCAUCUCUCGCCCCAAUUCUUGGACAUCUCCUGCCAUCAGCUUUUGCUGAGGGCGAGCUGUUUCAGCCAGAGCUUCUCGUUAUUGUUACCGGCGCUUCAUUUGCAUACGCUUGCGAGACAUAUGCAAGCGAGACGGGUCAAGAGGCUGAUGUGCUAAACAGCGUGCUGACCAUCGUCGCUGGUGUUUGGAUCUUCGGGCAGCUCGUUCUGUUCAGCAUGCUGGGUAGCCGAAUUGAUGUGACUGUGUUUCAGCAGAUUUUCAAAACUCUUCCUUUGAUGGUGGUUGGGCAAGCGUUCCGCUUUGCAGGGGUUCAGCUGUCGACGGUGCUUGUGGUGAAGCUUGGAUGGCGUACCUGCAUGUUCGGCAAUGAUGCAUGCAAGACGUCCUUUGAAGCAUCUCGCUGGCCCGAUGCGAUGUUCUGCUUCUUGUCGACGAUGCCCAGGGCUACAAUCCAGGGAGCCCUUGGGCCCGUUCCGCUGGUGAAGCACUUCUUCCCGCUGCAGCCAGCCGCCCGUGGCAAGGAGGUGCGGCUCUUCAUCGCAGCGGCAGCAAGGCUCUACGUGCUGGUCUUUGCAGUCGCCGGCUCUAUUUUGCUAGACAAGUAUGGCCCACGGUUCCUCGUAGAAGCUGAAGACAUCAGCAAGACGAGCCGCUGCCUCAAAUGUAGGGGCGAGGAGGUGACGAAGGCCCGAGUGUCCAUGUUUGGCGGACUGCCGCCUGAAGUCUUAUCCCAGUUGGAGGCCGCGGACGAAGGUCAUGGUGAGCAGUCCUUUUCAGAUCAGGUCUUGCAGGAGGCCCCCCACGAUGACGAUGCCACGCUGGAUGGGCCAAGGGGCGCUGGAUGCGCGGGGGAUGGGCCGCAGGGACAAGACAAGCAGGAUGAGCAAGACGCCGAGGAGUUCGAAGAGGUUGUGGUCAAGGACACUCCUGCACACAACCCUGCUGUGAAUCGCACGCUGCAACGUUUGUCUGACACCUCGCUCGACCAGGGGUCCUCUGACCAACCUUCCCCACAGCGGCAGCAGCGCAGAGCACGCACGGCAGCCAUGGCCAUGUUGCCGAAAGACCACGCGACAAUCAUGAAUUGGGCCGAUUCAGUGACAGAGGCGCGUCGGCGCACCGUUGCUGACUCCACUGCGAGCCAGCCCAGCUCUGACCAGCGGUGGUCCAAUGCUGCGAGGUUUGCGCGUCCAGCUGCUGACAGCCGCGCAUCGCAAAACUCUCUGCCUCGGCGUGGCGUUCUGUUCUCGCUGGAGCCGCCCCGGCCGAAGGAGGAGGAAGUCGAAGUGCACGACACCGGGGCAGGUCCCGUGGGCAGAGUCUUGCCCGGCAGAGGCUCGUCAGACUACAGGCCCUUAGCACGCGACGAGGUUGUCAACAAGGGCACAUCGCAUGGAGCCACGUCGCAUGGCGUCAUGCCGUCCCUGCGUCAGAUUACUCUCCAUGGCUCUCCCCUGGCGGAGGGCUCUCUGCACAUGGUGCUGGUGUACCCGAUCCAUCUUGGACUAGCUUACCUUCUCUUGGGGGGCUACCUCACCAGCCGCAUCUUCUGGGCACUGCACUUGCCGGCCGCCGUCGGAAUCAUCGCGAGUGGCUUCGUGUUUUCCCAUUUCAUUCAGUUCGACAUCCUCCAGGGCCGCGAUCAUCUGCAAGCAUUGUCCUUCUUCCUUGUGCUCCUGACAGCUGGCUUUGAGCUACAAAUAACUGACCUUCGCCCUGAGACGUUUGUUUUCGCGUUCCUCCCUGUGACGCUGGAGUUGAUCGGAAUCGCUGCCUGCGCACAGCUCAUCCUGCACUUCUCGCUGGUGGAGGGCCUCGUCUUGGGUGCCACGCUAGCCUGCUUGGGAGAUGGCCUGGUCAUUCCCAAAAUGAUCGAGAUCAAGAGCCGCGAGGAAUUUGAAAACUCCCCGAUGCCAAGAUUGGUCUUCACGGCAGCACCUUUGGAGGCAUCCUAUGUCCUCACCAUCUACGGGGUUCUGGAAGGGCUGGCUACGGCAGAGCAUCAGGAAGCGAGUGGGAUCUGGUCGAUCGUUUUCGCUAAUCUCUUGCGCAUCGCUGCCACCUUGCUGUGUGGCUCGAUGCUUGGCUACGGUGCUGGGGUCUUCAUCAGCAAGGGCCGAGGUAAUGAGUCUUGGUUUGCUGGCACCUGGCUCCAACCCAUAUGUGAAACAUGGCUACCACACUUGGCACCCGUGAAGCUCUUUAGGCAGAGCGACGUGGAGGCAUACCUGAUGAUCCUCAGCGUUGCCUUGCUUGGCUUCGGAAUUGGCUCGAUGAGCGUUGCAUCUCUCGCCCCAAUUCUUGGAAAUCUCCUGCCAUCAGCUUUUGCUGAGGGCGAGCUGUUUCAGCCAGAGCUUCUCGUUAUUGUUAUCGGCGCUUCAUUUGCAUACGCUUGCGAGACAUAUGCAAGCGAGACGGGUCAAGAGGCUGAUGUGCUAAACAGUGUGCUGACCAUCGUCGCCGGUGUUUGGAUCUUCGGGCAGCUCGUUCUGUUCAGCAUGCUGGGCAGCCGAAUUGAUGUGUCUGUAUUUCUGCAGAUCUUCAAAACUCUGCCCUUGAUGGUGGUUGGGCAAGCUUUCCGCUUUGCAGGAGUUCAGCUGUCGACCGUGCUUGUGGUGAAGCUCGGAUGGCGUACCUGCCUGUUCGGCAAUGACGCGUGCAAGACGUCCUUCGAAGCAUCUCGCUGGCCCGAUGCGAUGUUCUGCUUCUUGUCGACGAUGCCCAGGGCUACAAUCCAGGGAGCCCUUGGGCCCGUUCCGCUGGUGAAGCACUUCUUCCCGCUGCAGCCAGCUGCCCGUGGCAAGGAGGUGCGGCUCUUCAUCGCAGCGGCAGCAAGGCUCUACGUGCUGGUCUUUGCAGUCGCCGGCUCUAUCUUGCUGGACAAGUAUGGCCCACGGUUCCUCCUAGAAGCUGAAGACAUCAGCAAGACGAGCCGCUGCCUCAAAUGUAGGGGCGAGGAGGUGACGAAGGCCCGAGUGUCCAUGUUCGGUGGGCUGUUGGCGAAGAAGGGCAUCGUGGGCACAUGGAUGCUUGGCCGGCCCUUGUGGCUCUUUUUUGAUGAGGUCUUGCAGGAGCGGCCUGCUUCGACAGCAGAUGCAGCCCAGAACGACGAUGCCACGCUGGAUGGGCCAGAGGGCUCUGGAUGUACGGAGGAUGAGCCGGAGGGCCAAGACAAGGAGGAUGAGCAAGACGCCGAGGAGCUCGAGGAGGUUGUGGUCAAGGACACUCCUGCAUACAGCCCUGCCGCUAAUCGCACGCUGCAAAGUUUGCCUGAUACCUCGCUGGACGAGGCGUCCUCAUCCGACCAGGCUUCCCCAAAGCGACAGCAGCGCAGAGCACGCACGGCAGCCAUGGCCAUGUUGCCGAAAGACCACGCGACAAUCAUGAAUUGGGCCGACUCAGUGACAGAGGCGCGUCGGCGCACCGUUGCUGACUCCAAUGCGAGCCAGCCCAGCUCUGACCAGCGUUGGUCCAAUGUGAGGUUUGCGCGCCCAGCCGCUGACAGCCGCGCAUCGCAGAACUCUCUGCCUCGACGUGGCGUUCUUUUCUCCCUGGAGCCGCCCCGGCCGAAGGAGGAGGAAGUCGAAGUGCACGACACCGGAGCAGGGGCUGAUGUGCACUCAGAGUUGCAUCCGGCCUUGCUCGGAGGUUCCGUGGGCAGAGUCUUGCCAGGCAGAGGCCCACCGGAUUAUGUGCCUUUAGCGAACGAGGCCAUCGGGGCCUGGAAUGCCCUGCCUUCCAAAAGCAGCGAGUGGCCAAAUGGCUUCGCGAAGUUCAUGGCCACCUACCUCAGUGCCUGGACCUUGUGUGUGGCUGCAGAUUGGUUGCAAGGGCCAUACGUCUACGCCCUCUACGAGGCCUACGGCUUCAGUCCCCACGAGAUCGCCCAGCUCUUCGUUGCAGGCUUUGCCUCGGCCCUGAUCUGCAGUUGCCCGGGGCCCCGGGCUAUGGAUUACGGGGUUUAG
Molecule: messenger RNA, 4773 nt
Organism: Symbiodinium natans
Lineage: Eukaryota; Dinophyceae; Suessiales; Symbiodiniaceae
Source: the annotation of a GenBank genome assembly